UGCGAGGGCCUCAGGGGAGUUGUGCACCAAAUCCGGCUAUUCCCAACUCAACAAUAUUGCCAGGAGCCACUUGUCAUGACUUCAAGGGUGUUCAAGCUAGCCGGUCCACUCGAGUACCCUUUCUCGAAAAAUGCCUUGCUCCCGGCCCCCCUUGCGGUGCCGUCAGACCGCGCCGAUGCGCUACGGAAAGGAAGAGGCUUGAUGUUCUUCCUUCAGCAGAACCUCCCGGAACCCAAAAAACGACAGUGGCUACAGACUCUCUUCUCCCGGCAGCAUCCACAACGCCUUUUACCUGGUUCUGCGCUUACCGUUACACUGGAACACGCCCCUGGAAUCUUCUCGGGUGUACUGAUGUCGGUGCGGCGACGCGGACCUGACACGUCCUUUGUUCUGCGGAAUGUGGUCCAACGGACGGGAGUGGAGAUGCAAUUUUUCGUCAACUCGCCUCAUCUGAAGGAUAUUAGAGUCAUCCAGCGAGCUGGUGGGGGGCCGGGCAAAGAGGGCAGGAGGCAGAGACGCGCGAAGCUGUUCUUCCUCCGAGAUUCUCCCUCCAAAAUGAGUGCGAUCUCCGCAGGGCUUAAAGGCUAGCCAUGUAAGUGGAUCUUCGCUGGUGAUAUCUUCGUAUUCAGCUUGGUCGACACAGACACCCUUUCAAAGCAUGCCUGGGCGGCGGUUGGUUGCUGGACUGAGAGGCGUUGUGUACUACGUACGAGGAUACUACAAUGUUAUUAGAUCGGUCUUACGGUGGUAGUAGUAAUGGGACGAGCCUCUGACUGAC
Molecule: messenger RNA, 778 nt
Organism: Pisolithus orientalis
Lineage: Eukaryota; Fungi; Basidiomycota; Agaricomycetes; Boletales; Pisolithaceae
Product: translation protein SH3-like domain-containing protein
Exons: 3
Biological process (GO): translation
Cellular component (GO): ribosome; mitochondrial large ribosomal subunit
Molecular function (GO): structural constituent of ribosome
Source: RefSeq, a predicted model, not a curated record